GUCACUCAUGUUAACCUUGUGCUUAAUAUAUUCAAGGUAUAUAGAAGUCACUCAAGUUAUAGUGCUUAAUAUAUUCAAGGUUGGCUAAGGAGUGAAAAUAUGGAGUUAGAAUAGUGCUUAAUAUCUCUGCCAUAUAAUAUACUUACUCAAGGUGACCAAGUUUGAUGUAGUUAGAAUAGUAAGGGAAAAUAUGGAGAUGGUCAAGAGGGUUUUGGUAUGAGCCUAAGAUAGCUGAGUAGUGUCUCUCCAAAUACCCUUCAGCUUCACCACAUAGCCUUAUAAGAUGGGAUCUUUUUUCUUGCAAAUACCCUUCAGCUUCGGCUUCAAGAAAACAUACAACUUGGCCAUGGGCAGGGGUCAAUAUUUAUGGCCAAUUGUAUAAACAUACAACUUGUUUUGAUAUUAACUAAGUUGUAUAAACAUAUUUAUAAAAUUAUCAAUGCUUGUGCUGUGCAGGGGUUGCUGUGUUAGGCGGUGAUUGCUGCUCCUGCGUUAGGCGGUGAUUGCUGCUCCUGCGUGUUGCUUGUGCUGUGCAGGGGCUGGUGUUGCUCUUUUUUGGUGUUGUCAUCUUUGUUUGAAGUUAGAAGGUUCAAUCACGGUCUCAUCUACAGGUAUGGACCGUAGUUGGAUGAGAGCUAAUCGAUUAAGUACUGAGUACAGACAUGGAGUGAUGGAAUUUCUACAGUUUGCGGAAAGUAAUGCUGAACUAGAACGUCCUCCUCCUGAAUUUCCUCCACUUUUUCUAUGUCCGUGUAUAAAUUGUGCAAAUAAAGAACCAAAACGUACUAAGAAAGAAAUCAUGAAUCAUCUAAUUUGUGACGGGAUUUGUCAAAAUUAUACACAAUGGAUAUGGCACGGUGAAGUAGUUGCAACGCCAAGUGUGUCCCAUAGAGAAAGUGGUAGUGUGGAUAUCGAUGAUCGACUGGAAGACAUGAUGCGUGAUAUUGGAGAAGAUUCGUUUAAGAGGGCGCAUGUGUAUGAAACUUUAUGCAGUGACAAGGAUGAACCAUUGUAUCCGGGAUGCACAAAUUUUACCCGUUUGUCUGCGGUGUUAAAAUUGUUUAAUUUGAAAGCAAAAAAUGGGUGGACCGACAAAAGUUUCACUGAAUUGCUUGAAUUGUUGAUACAAAUGCUUCCAGAAGGUAAUGUAAUGCCAAAUCGUUAUUACGAGGCGAAAAAAGUAUUGUGUCCAAUGGGUUUGGAGUAUGAAAAGAUACAUGCAUGCCCUAAUGAUUGUAUAUUAUACCGAAAAGAGUUUGUAAACUAUAAUCAUUGUCCGACAUGUAAGGCGUCUCGCUACAAAAAGAAAGAUGGUGAUUCUAGUGAUGAUGAGGUGACCAAAACGGGUCCUCCCGCGAAAGUCGUAUGGUACCUACCAAUAAUUUCAAGGUUCAAGAGAUUGUUUGCUAAUGCAAAUGACGCAAAGAAUCUUAGAUGGCAUGCAGAAGAGAGAAAAUGUGAUGGCCAAAUUCGCCAUGUAGCUGAUUCUUUGCAAUGGAAGAAAAUUGACUCUUUGUUUCCAAAUUUUGGCAAAGAGUCGAGAAACCUUAGACUUGGACUUGCUACUGAUGGAAUGAAUCCGUUUGGUAAUCAAAGUACUAACCAUAGUUCAUGGCCUGUUCUCCUGAUGAUUUACAACCUAUCUCCUUGGCCUGUUCUCCGAAUAGCAUACAUACCACUACCGAUGGAUAUUUUGAAGAAUGUUAAUUGUGUGUCAUCUGAAGACUGUAGAGCCAAAAGAUUGUCAAAAGAAGCCAUAGGAAGAAUGCACUAUACUGUAGUGACUGAUGAAAUCAACAAAAACACUGAAGCUUUAUUUAGCAAUUUUGAUUGA
Trifolium pratense (red clover) is the source of this 1834-nucleotide messenger RNA. RefSeq lists its product as uncharacterized. NCBI's taxonomy places the organism in Eukaryota, Viridiplantae, Streptophyta, Magnoliopsida, Fabales, Fabaceae. The transcript is spliced from 3 exons. The record is from RefSeq and is a predicted model, not a curated record. Bases 614 to 1834 code for a protein of 406 amino acids.